UUAACAAAGAUUUCUAUUAAAAAUUAAAGCGCUAAGCGCAUUGUUAAGGCAUAAAUAAAUUUGUGAACUAAAAGUAUGACUAGAUCCAGUAUCGAAUUGGGCGACGUUACGCCACAUAACAUAAAGCAACUGAAGAAGCUCAACACGGUUGUGUUUCCCGUUUCCUACAAUGACAAAUUCUACGUGGACGUAUUGGAAGCCGGCGAACUGGCCAAGCUCGCCUACUACAACGAUAUUGUUGUGGGCGCCGUCUGCUGCCGCAUUGAUACGACCGAUAAUCAGCGGCGUCUCUAUAUAAUGACACUGGGCUGCUUGUCGCCGUACCGACGCCUGGGCAUUGGCACCGUCAUGUUCGAGCACAUACUGAACUUUGCCGAAAAGGAUGGCAAUUUCGACAGCAUCUUUCUGCAUGUGCAAAUCAACAACGAUGGCGCCAUCGAAUUUUACAAGAAAUUUGGCUUUGAAAUUGUCGACACCAAAGAGCAAUACUACAAACGCAUCGAGCCAGCGGAUGCCCAUGUGCUGCAGAAGACUCUGCGCCGCAAGAAAUCAGAUGCGCACCAUCAUGCGUUUACCAACGGUGCUGUGAACGACAAGAAGGAUCGGCGAACCUGAAAACGAGCCCUGUGACGGCUGUUUCCUUACCCAAAACUCAUGCAACAAUAAUCCCAACAACAACAACAACCACAACAACAGAAACCGUAUUUAGUUUUAAAAAUUUCAUAUUGAACAAAAUCAUACAGUUAAACAGACAUCUGCUCAGUAACAACACAACUAGGAGUAAAGUACGCCAAUUAUAUACGUUAAUAUGAUCUAAUUCUAGCCGUUAGAUAGUCCACAUAUGUGUGUAGCGUGUGUACGCAAUGGCGCUAAAUAAAACCAACUGGCAAAUUG
Messenger RNA from Drosophila novamexicana, 894 nucleotides. RefSeq names its product probable N-acetyltransferase san (gene san). The record is from RefSeq and is a predicted model, not a curated record. Gene Ontology annotation, cellular component: NatA complex. Gene Ontology annotation, biological process: mitotic sister chromatid cohesion. NCBI's taxonomy places the organism in Eukaryota, Metazoa, Arthropoda, Insecta, Diptera, Drosophilidae. The transcript has 3 exons. Gene Ontology annotation, molecular function: acyltransferase activity, transferring groups other than amino-acyl groups. Bases 76 to 615 code for a protein of 179 amino acids.